UUCAGCCGGCAACAAAAUCGAAUAAAAGCUACACCAACAUCGAAACAGGGGCGAUUCGGGCGCCAAUGUAACCAAAGGAGAUUCGUUCUGUUUUAACACAGUUUCCAACAUCCAUCAUCAAUUCUAUAAUUCUAUAAAUACCGGCCGGUUUCGGUCAAUGAUGAUCGGCAGUUAGUAGACGGGAAAUAAGAUCAAAAAAUACGGACCGACUUGCCCAAUACCGGGCCUACCCUACAGACGGCAAAUAGUAUGGAAUUUCCUUAUCAGACAACCGGUUUGGUUCGACAUUCUCAAAGUGGACCAAAUUUCAAUUAUAUCAGUAAUCAAUAACAACAACAUUCGAGUAAAAGCAUUUUUGAUGAUACAAAAGUACUCCAGAGAGGUUUUAUUGAAGGAGACUAGAGAUGAAUUGUGGGAUGAAAAGGAAAUGGGAUGGUCUUGAUAUGGACUUUGCGCCGCAGGUAGUCCAGCAGCCGUUUGACAUAAAUGAACUGAAUGAUCCAAAACGUGUCCGUCUUUCUAUUCAGCUCGGAUCCGCCGGCCCGUCCGCGUCCGACUGCGGCUCGUUCGUCGGCUCUGAGACGCCGACUGAGGCCUGGAGCUGGCAGGGGAGGACUACGGUAGACACGGACCCGGAUGACAUGGACAUGGAAGACAGGGAUCAGGGUCAGGACGACAUCCCGACAACCGCCGAGGUCAUCAACAGUCUGCGUAAAGUCAUCCUGUGGAUGUCGGCACAGGACGAUCACAAUAACGAUUACAUCCAGUAUCUUACGGAUGUCGAGCAUUAUGCACUGAGCAAACAGCCAAAUAUCCAGCAGCGCAAAAUUACCCAAUAUUUCAUCCGUCGUGAUUAAUGCUAACCCUAUUUUUAAUAUUGCUGAAAAAAAAAA
Cimex lectularius (bed bug) is the source of this 893-nucleotide messenger RNA. RefSeq lists its product as uncharacterized. NCBI's taxonomy places the organism in Eukaryota, Metazoa, Arthropoda, Insecta, Hemiptera, Cimicidae. The record is from RefSeq and is a predicted model, not a curated record. The coding region runs from base 405 to 857 and encodes 150 amino acids. The transcript is spliced from 3 exons.